AUGGCCGUGACUCGCGACGUGCUUGCGUCAGCCCUGGCCGAGCCGCCCGCGCCGCUGGCGCAGAGCCCCCAGCCGGAGGCGCCGGCCCCCGCCGAGCCGCCCGCGUCGCUGGCGCAGAGCCCCCGGCCGGAGGCGCCGGCCUCCGCUGAGCCAGCCGCGCCGGCGCAGGGUGCCCAGCCAGCGCCUGCGGACGGUUGGCCGGCCGCCUGGCUGAAGGCCGUCCGUGUUCCCACGGGUGCUGCCCGGGCCGGGAGCGUCCUUGCGCCAUGUGAGGGAGGUGCAUGA
Molecule: messenger RNA, 285 nt
Organism: Prorocentrum cordatum
Lineage: Eukaryota; Dinophyceae; Prorocentrales; Prorocentraceae
Source: the annotation of a GenBank genome assembly